Messenger RNA from Macaca mulatta (Rhesus monkey), 1627 nucleotides. It is a transcript of the gene ADH4, whose product is annotated as alcohol dehydrogenase 4 (class II), pi polypeptide. Gene Ontology annotation, cellular component: cytosol. The record is from RefSeq and is a predicted model, not a curated record. Gene Ontology annotation, molecular function: zinc ion binding; S-(hydroxymethyl)glutathione dehydrogenase [NAD(P)+] activity; alcohol dehydrogenase (NAD+) activity. Gene Ontology annotation, biological process: formaldehyde catabolic process. Lineage: Eukaryota; Metazoa; Chordata; Mammalia; Primates; Cercopithecidae.
GGCUCAUUAUAGGACACAGAACUCUCUGGGGAGCAGUGGAAGCCUUCUUAACUCAGAAAGAAACUCCCAACACAGUUUCCCAAAGAAAAAUGGGCACCAAGGGCAAAGUUAUUAGAUGCAAAGCAGCCAUCGCCUGGGAAGCAGGCAAGCCCCUUUGCAUUGAAGAGGUUGAAGUAGCUCCCCCCAAGGCUCAUGAAGUUCGCAUUCAGAUCAUUGCUACUUCCCUGUGCCAUACUGAUGCCACUGUUAUCGAUUCUAAAUUUGAGGGCUUAGCUUUCCCAGUGAUCGUUGGCCAUGAGGCUGCAGGGAUUGUGGAAAGUAUUGGGCCAGGAGUGACCAACUUCAAACCAGGUGACAAAGUAAUUCCACUUUAUGCACCUCUAUGUAGAAAAUGCAAGUUUUGUCUGAGUCCACUCACAAAUUUUUGUGGAAAAAUCAGUAAUCUUAAAAAUCCUGCUAGUGAUCAACAACUAAUGGAAGACAAAACCAGCAGGUUUACCUGCAAAGGAAAACCAGUUUACCAUUUCUUGGGAACCAGUACAUUCUCUCAGUACACUGUAGUGUCAGAUACUAAUCUUGCCAAAAUAGACGACGAUGCAAAUUUAGAGAGAGUUUGUCUGCUUGGAUGUGGGUUUUCAACUGGCUAUGGGGCUGCAAUCAACAAUGCCAAGGUCACCCCUGGCUCGACUUGUGCUGUCUUUGGCCUAGGAGGUGUGGGUCUUUCUGCUGUAAUGGGUUGUAAAGCUGCAGGAGCUUCCAGAAUCAUAGGUAUUGACAUCAACAGUGAGAAGUUUGCAAAGGCUAAAGCCCUGGGAGCCACUGAUUGCCUCAAUCCUAGAAACCUGCAUAAACCCAUCCAGGAGGUUAUCAUUGAAUUGACCAAGGGAGGUGUGGAUUUUGCUCUUGACUGUGCAGGUGGAUCUGAAACCAUGAAAGCAGCCCUGGACUGUACAACCGCAGGCUGGGGAACAUGUACUUUCAUUGGAGUAGCUGCUGGUAGCAAAGGAUUGACUAUUUUUCCAGAGGAGCUAAUAAUCGGCCGUACUAUAAAUGGAACAUUCUUUGGGGGUUGGAAAAGUGUAGAUUCUAUCCCAAAGCUGGUCACUGACUAUAAGAAUAAGAAAUUCAAUCUGGAUGCAUUGGUGACCCAUACCCUGCCUUUUGACAAAAUCAGUGAGGCAUUCGACCUAAUGAACCAAGGGAAAAGCACCACUGAGUAACAAGGACGCUGCCUAAGCAUCCGAACAAUCCUGAUCUUUUGAAGAUGCCAGGAGCAAUUUGGAAUGCUAUCUGAUUGAAUGUGAACCUGUCUGGUUAAUUUAUUACCUGAUUUGAUGAACCAAGGAAAGCCAUGAGUUUAAAUAAAUAUUUACAUUUAAUACGGGAACAUAAAAGAGCUUUAAAUAUUACAGCCUUUGUACCUGUUACAUAUAUGAAUAUUCCCUAUGUUAAAUAAUAAUAAUAACAACUAGUGUUUAUGAACAGAAUCAUAUGAUCUUUAGAAAUUGUUUAAAAUUAGUUCUGGGAAGGUGAAAGUGGGGAAUUAAGAGAUAAUAAAUAAAACUAGAUUGGCUUUAUGUUUAUAACUUUUUUAGAUUGGGUAAUGAAUACAUGGAGUUUCAUUAUA